AGUCGACUCGCAGACUCGUUUUCUGGAGGCGCAUAAAAGGCUUGGUCAUCAGGCCUCGGUUCACCACGUGGAUGGAAAAGGGAGUCUUGACUUCCAUUUUCUGUGUGUCGCAGGGUCACCAGGAAACCUUGUCAAGAACCAAACACUGUUCGGGAUCAAAAAAAUGACCAUGGAAGCAUUCCUGAACCCUAAAGAUUCUGCCAAGUUUAUAGUGGAGAACAGCCAAGAUGUACACAUUGAAGAAGAUGGUGUGCGGAAAGUUGCGGAGAUGUUGUCUGAUAAAGUUUUGGAAAAGGACUUCAGUGUUGCUGGGUGGAAGUCUUCUCAUGAACUGAAUCCUCAAGUAGUGAGCGAAGAUGCAGUGAACUGGGUUUUCCUUGUUGAUGCACUCAAUUUUUCCUUUUGGUCGGAGUGUGAAGACCGUAAAUGCCUGGUGAAGUAUAAAGGCAAAAUGUACAGCGGUUACUGGUCUCUUUGUGCUGCUGUCAACCGAGCACUUGAUGAAGGAAUACCCAUUACCAGCUCUUCAUAUUAUGCUACCAUGACAUUGGAGCAGGUGAGGCAUGUAUUUCGGUCAGACACCGAUGUUCCCAUGCCUUUGCUUGAGGAAAGACAUCAGGUGCUUAAUGAGACUGGGACCGUUCUUCUGGAGAAAUUUGGAGGCUCUUUCCUUACAUGUGUUAAGCAAAGUGGGAAAAGUGCUCAGAAAUUGCUACAGCUAAUUGUGGAAAACUUCCCAUCAUUUAGAGAUGAGGCUAUAUUUCAGGGUAAAAAGGUGGCUUUUUACAAACGGGCACAAAUCCUUGUUGCUGACACAUGGAGUGUAUUGGAGGGGAAAGGUGAUGGAUGCUUCAAUGACAUUUCCAGUGUGACCAUAUUUGCUGAUUAUAGGAUACCUCAGGUUCUUGUUCACCUUGGAGCAAUGAAAUAUUCUGACGAACUAAUGAAGAAACUCAAGGAAGGACACAUGUUCCAGUCUGGAGACAAACAAGAGGUGGAGAUUCGAGGUUGUUCUAUUUGGUGUUGUGAACUCAUUGGCAGUCACUUACUGGAUCUUUAUAAAAAGAAAGGCGAGAACAUGAGUGAAAAAAUCAAUGCAGUUCUCCUUGAUUAUUACCUAUGGGACUAUGCUCGGGAUCAUAGGGAAGACAUGAAAGGAAUUCCCUUUCAUCGUGUACGUUGCAUAUACUACUAAUAUACUGUGAAGAAUAUUAAAGCGCAGUUUCAAAUUUAUAGAUACUAUUUUUUUCUGUAUACAUAUUUGAGACUUGUAAACUUAGCUGGAAAAAUUUACCGUUUUCCCCUUCUCCCUUCAUUUUGGCUUCUGUUCACUAGUAGAGCUUAAACAUGUGUCCUUUCUACUAUAUCACAGGAGAGGAAUUUUACUAUAAUUUUUAUACUUUUCCAUACUGAUGGUUUCUCUGAUUCCUUUAUUUCAACCUGCGUUAUUUCUGCAAUUAAUAUGCUAAAGUUGCUUUUUGCAUUUAGCAAGAUUGUUGCAGUAAAGAAAUUGUGUGACAUGAUACAAUCAAUAUUUCUUAAUUAUGUCUCUUCAUAAGGUUAGUUGCAUCUCAAGUUACAAACAGUAAAUGUUUCCUUUAAUGUACUUAAUUCUGUGUAUGCUUUUAGCUUCUUGAGUAUGUAUUUACUGAGCUGAGCAUAGAACAUUUUUGCUUCACUUCUAUAGACUAAUUCAGAAUUGUGAUCCCUCUUUGAAGUUACUAAAUGUCUUUUCAGGCCAAGGGUGAAAAUGUGUAAACUUCUGUUUUCUGGAGAAAAUCUGUCCUAACAAUAAAUGAGCAAUACCACUUAAAAUAUUAUAAUCCUUA
Molecule: messenger RNA, 1829 nt
Organism: Sphaerodactylus townsendi
Lineage: Eukaryota; Metazoa; Chordata; Lepidosauria; Squamata; Sphaerodactylidae
Gene: QNG1
Product: linkage group 07 C9orf64 homolog
Exons: 5
Coding region: 164-1195 (343 amino acids)
Source: RefSeq, a predicted model, not a curated record